UCCAUAUAUUGUAUGAAUCUCCUUUAUAUAUUGAAAUGAAAGGUGUUUGUAGAAUCCCCACUCUUUUUCUCUUUCUCUCUCUUUCUUUUACCUAUGUGAGCCAUGUUCAGGCUUUUAUGCUACAGGUGCAUUCAGGUAGUUAAAGUCAAGCUUUGAGCCUACCUUGCUACAGUUACAAUGAAUAAGUUACAAUGAAUACACAUGAAGUUAAUAAUAAUUAUUACAUGUAUUAAUAGUAAUAAUCAUAUGUAUUAUAAUGUUGGAGAUACAAAGAAGUAUGAUAUUGUAUAAUAUUUUUUAAUACUCCAACAGAGUUCCAAAAUUGUAAAAUUUGCAUUUGUUACAAUAAUUUUUAAUAAAUCAUGAGCGAAAUAGAAAACAAGAGCGUUCCAUUAAAAUCAAAAUGUAAACAUUCUAAUCAAUCGUACUCUACGGAUGCUUGCAACGAAGAUGAUCACGAUUGGUGGGCAAGUGAUAGCGGUUCCAGCACCGGAUCGUAUUAUUCGGAUACCGACAGUUCUGCGGUUGAAUGGGAAUCAGAAAUUGGACCCAAUGGAGAAGUAUUUUACAUAGAAUCCAUAGAGGAGAGUUUGUUCGAGUCUGAUCAUGCAACUUUGGAUGAUAAGAAUGACAGUCCUCAACCUGAGUUGACACGUCGUCGUAGUACGAGAGCUGGUAAACUAUUUCGUCUGAUUAGACGUAAGGAGAGUAAGAGAUGGAGCACAAGAAAUAAGAGGAUUAACAAUAGCACUGCGUCAACUAACACAGUAGAACAAGAAAAAGGAGAUGGCAGUGGAAGCAAGGAAGUCACAUUUCGAGAUUUCCAGGCAGGAGAAAUUCGCAAAGUUACAUUGUGGAUUGAUCCUGAAAGAAGACAUAAGUUGGGAAGAAGAGCAACCUUAUGCGAAGCUUACUUUGGUAUCAUACCAAAGGCAUUUUCGGAUAAAGUGAGAGUUAUGGUAGCAGGAUUUAUACCUGAUGGUGAAGCUAUGAAGAAUAAAAAUAUUAAAAUUGGGGAUUGGUUACGCAGAAUUAAUUCAAACGAUAUUACUUUUCAAAAUCUAGAUCAGAUAUUAUCUGAAAUCAUCACACCAUCAAAUGUAAUAUUAGAACUGCAAAGAGUAGCUGGUGUUGAUGUUGCUGGGAAACUAUCAAGAAUAAAUGAGCCAAAGCAAUCGAUAUUAGCCCAAUAUCUAGUAAAUAGAGAAAAUAAUAAUUCCUUGAUGGAAUCGUUGUUGGAUUAUCCAUUGGGCGUAAUAUAUUUAAAAACUACAGAUCUCUCGGAAGUUGGACAAGAAUUGCAAGGUGUAUUGUACACAUUUCCACGAUCCGAAAUUAAAAAUGUAAAUUCUUCUUUAUGUACUGCAAGGGGAGCUUUUAUAACUCUUAAUCAUUUAUUACCCAGUAUAGUGAAUCUACAACCUGUCAGCACGACUAUCCGCAUCGGUGAAAAAGAAACACAUGUUGUAUACACAUCUCGCGAUGAUGAAUUGCUUUUAAUAACUUUGCCCGAUGAAUGUUGUACUUCUCAAGAAGCUGUCAAAAUUAUGGAGGAUAUUGUCAGAACAUUAGAAUUUACUUAUCAAUCAUUGACAAAGUGUUUUACUCCUAUGGAAAAUCACUCCUCCUUGGAUCAUUUCUUCAUUCUAUUUAUACACAGAUUAAUAAAUAUCAAAGAUUCUUUCAAAGAUACCGACGCAAAAAAAAAUUUAUUAAAAUCGGAAAACAGUACAGAAAAUAUUGAAAAUUUUAAAUUCAGAAGCGCCUUCUCGGUUGCAAGUUUUAUACAGCUACCGAGAGAUGCGCAGAUUCAAAUAGAUGCAGCAUUAAGUGAAAUGGAAGCUAUGGAUUAUAGAGAUUGGAACGAAGAUCCUAUGGAUUGUCAGAGAUUAUAUACUAUAUUAGGGAGUUGCAUUUAUCAUAAAUGCUAUCUUUUGGGAUCUCAUUUAUCUCAUGAAGACAUGAUCGAUGUGCAUUCAUUUCUGAGACACAAUGGUUUAUUGAAUCUAGUGAAUCAGGAACAAGUGAAAUGUCUCGUUUUAUGGAAGCAGAUUUAUCCUUCGUCUUGCAAUCGUGGGAUCAUUGAUGGUGGCAGUAGCGAUCAAUUUUUAAUACCUAAUGGAAAAUGGUUUUUAUUGGUUGUCGGAUACGGACAUGAUUUAUUAGCAGUCCUGUUGGAAUCCGGAGGAUGUACUGCAAGGUACAAUGACGCAAUAGGCCCGGAUGUAUUUUAUGUAGAAGAAGCUCAAGAAACGCUAAAGCAUAUACAAAAAAUAGGAGUCACAAUCUUGGCCUCAAAAUGGAUUACAUCUAAUGCCAGACCGGAAGUAAUACCAUAUGAGGAACACACGAUGACAAAAGCGUCGUCUAGUAUAACGGAGAAUCUACUUGGUUUGAUAAAAUCAUCCGACACGCAAAUUAUACCGCCUAAGCAAAAUGUCAAUCUUACUAUUAAUAAAAAACCACAAGAACUGCCUUCUAUUUUGAAAAAACGUAGUCCUGAAGAAAGUCCUAUGAUCUCAGGUUCUGUGUAUUCUUUACACACUUCUGAGGAUUCACUCAGUCAAGGAACAGGUGGAGUUAGUGAAAUGAGUGACGAGGCAAUGCCUAUACUUGGAAGACGAGCAACUAGAGAAAAGAUCAAUUCGGCCUCGAGAUAUUCCGAUGAUAGCGAUUCGGAUAUUGACAUAUAUAAGAAUGAUAGUCACGUACUCACAAUGGAUAUAUCCAACAUACGAGAGAAUUUAUUAAAUCAAGUAGAAUAUUUGAUACCGAAAAAGUUAACUGCUGGUGAUAAGAAUUAUCUAUAUCACUAUGUUCACUUAGACACAGUAGAAGGGAUUCUAUUAUCAUCGAUACCAAUUCAAAGUAUAUCAAAAGACAAUAGGAUUCUUGUCAACUUCAAUAAAUGUGUACAAGUUAUUCACAGAUUGUUACAUAAUACAGUGAGAUUUAAAAUGUUGAAUCAAGAUAUAGAAAAAACUGCUAUCAACAGAAGUUUAAUUGCCGUAAAAGAGCAUGGUGUACUAUUUGAAUGGGAAAAUGCAACAUUUUGGGUAAUUGGACGCCUCUAUAUGAGUCCCCAUCCAAAGGAAUUGUAUGUGUGCCAUCAAGACUCUGCGCCGCAAAAUUUGAUCGAAAUAGCUUUCCAAUUACAUUCAUAAUAUUUAUAUUUUAUACAUUACAUAUUGGUAUUUAAU
Molecule: messenger RNA, 3200 nt
Organism: Camponotus floridanus (Florida carpenter ant)
Lineage: Eukaryota; Metazoa; Arthropoda; Insecta; Hymenoptera; Formicidae
Gene: in
Product: protein inturned
Exons: 11
Coding region: 363-3164 (933 amino acids)
Biological process (GO): vesicle-mediated transport; establishment of planar polarity; cilium assembly
Cellular component (GO): cytoplasm; cilium
Molecular function (GO): protein binding
Source: RefSeq, a predicted model, not a curated record